Daldinia childiae is the source of this 576-nucleotide messenger RNA. Its product is annotated as Protein RER1. Lineage: Eukaryota; Fungi; Ascomycota; Sordariomycetes; Xylariales; Hypoxylaceae. Gene Ontology annotation, cellular component: Golgi membrane. Gene Ontology annotation, biological process: retrograde vesicle-mediated transport, Golgi to endoplasmic reticulum; protein retention in ER lumen. The transcript has 4 exons. The record is from RefSeq and is a predicted model, not a curated record. Bases 1 to 576 code for a protein of 191 amino acids.
AUGGAGAGCGUCGAGUCCGAUCAGACCCCUUUCGCAGCCGUUACGGCCCAGACUUCUAAGCUCCAGAGGCAAUAUCAAGCCCUAUUAGAUCGAUCAACGCCAUUUGUCCUGCAACGAUGGAUUGGCACAGGUGCAUUUCUAGGCAUCUUCUUUCUUCGUAUCGUCUUCGCACAAGGCUGGUACAUCGUGGCAUAUGCUCUCGGUAUUUACCUUCUUAAUCUUUUCUUGGCUUUCCUCCAGCCCAAGUUCGACCCUUCCAACGAGCUCCUAGACAAUGAGAUGGAAGAUGGAUCAGCUGGUGGCCUGCCCACAAAGCAGGACGAGGAAUUCCGACCAUUCAUUCGACGACUGCCCGAGUUUAAGUUCUGGCAUGAGGCCACCCGUGCUGUGACUAUCGCUUUCACGUGCAGUUGGUUCGAGAUCUUCGAUGUUCCCGUCUUCUGGCCUGUGUUGGUUAUGUAUUGGAUCAUCCUCUUCGUCCUUACUAUGCGCAAGCAAAUCCAGCAUAUGAUUAAGUACCGAUAUGUUCCAUUCUCAUUCGGCAAGGCGAAGUACGGUAAGACCAGUACUUCAUAA